GGGGAAGGUAGAGCGGCACCAGAGGGGCGGGCGCCUUCGGGCUCUGGAGAGGCGGGAGUAGCGGGCGAAGUGGGGAUAGUAACGGUCGCUCGCCUGUCCGCCUGUCUGCCCACCGCCAAGUUCCGCCGGCAUCUGCGCUCGGCACCCACCAGAAGCAAGAAGACAGUGGUUCUGUCAGCUUGGUGUCAAAAUGCAGCUUCAUAAGCAGGAUGUGGUAAGCUCUCCCUGACAGUGGAGUCACAGAGGAGGAGCCAGGCAGCCACUAGCUGGAAGCCCUUCAGCCUUCCCUGGCUUCCAGGGUAUUUCUUACUUCCCAGGAGCAGCAAUGGAAAAGCCUGCAACCAGAAAAAAGAAGACCCAGGCUCCAAAGGAGGAAGCAGGUGUGCAAAAGGCCACUCUCAAAGCAGAGAAAACGCCACGGGGGAAAAAGCCUACCAAAAGGGCAAAACGAAAGCCCCGCAAAGAGCCUGUCCUGAGUCCCGAAGACGAGGCGCAUCUCUUUGACGCCUUUGACGCCUCAUUUAAAGAUGACUUUGAGGGUGUUCCUGUCUUUGUUCCUUUUCAGAGGAAGAAGCCCUAUGAGUGCAGUGAAUGCGGGCGAAUCUUUAAACACAAGACUGAUCACAUCCGCCACCAGAGAGUUCACACUGGAGAGAAGCCCUUUAAGUGUAACCAGUGUGGGAAGACCUUCAGGCACAGCUCAGAUGUCACCAAACAUCAAAGAAUCCACACCGGUGAGAAGCCCUUUAAAUGUGGGGAGUGUGGAAAGGCCUUCAACUGUGGCUCCAACCUUCUGAAGCACCAGAAAACACACACUGGAGAGAAGCCGUAUGGCUGUGAGGAAUGUGGAAAAACCUUUGCCUACAGCUCCUGCCUCAUCCGGCAUCGGAAGCGUCAUCCUAGGAAGAAACACUGAGCCGGGCAGCCUACAACUGUGGAUCCUUGUCAGUUGUCUGACGAUGCUCCAGGUUUUCUAUGCAGUGUGCUGUUGAUGGCUCAUCUGGCCACAAAAGGAAAAUCCACCCAUCAAACGUGAGAGCCCGCAGAGGCUUUCUGCCCUGUGAGUCUACACUUAAUGGUGACACGGUGCUCCCGGGGCUUCCUGCAGCUCCAGCCACUUUCCAGACUACUACAUGCUACUCAGGGCCAUCUUUAGAACAGCUUUGGGUCACCAAGAUCUUACAGCUAAAGAGACACUCCUGUUGGCAAGGGUCGCUGCCUUCCUCUUGCUGCCUCUGCCUGCACCAUAUUACUGGGC
Molecule: messenger RNA, 1258 nt
Organism: Acomys russatus (golden spiny mouse)
Lineage: Eukaryota; Metazoa; Chordata; Mammalia; Rodentia; Muridae
Gene: Zfp41
Product: ZFP41 zinc finger protein
Exons: 2
Coding region: 326-916 (196 amino acids)
Biological process (GO): regulation of transcription by RNA polymerase II
Molecular function (GO): DNA-binding transcription factor activity, RNA polymerase II-specific; RNA polymerase II cis-regulatory region sequence-specific DNA binding
Source: RefSeq, a predicted model, not a curated record